AUGAACGACCCUCAGCAGCCUAUGACCUACGGCCUCGAGGGCGCGCGCCCGCGCCUUUCUGUUCGACGCGCUCGCGAUCCUCCUAAGAACGCUGAAGGUCAAAUUUUUUGCGAUCAUGUUGAGUGUCAAUCUGCGCCUCCUACUUUCCGACGUCCAUGCGAAUGGAACAAACACAUGGACAAACAUGAUCGUCCCUACAAGUGUUACGAACCUAACUGUGACAAAAUCCAAGGUUUCACCUACUCUGGUGGUCUCCUACGUCACCAGCGCGAAGUUCACAAGAAAAACACCGACACCAAGAAGGCCCUGAUGUGCCCAUACACUGAUUGCAACCGCAGCACUGGUAAUGGAUUCACGCGCCAAGAAAAUUUGCGCGAACAUCUUCGCCGCCGCCACAUGCACAAUGACGAGGCUCCUGCCAUGGUCGAUAUGUCUUGGGACCGCCCCCCUGAACUUGAAGGUGUCGAGGGAGCCACGGGUGCCUCACCUCUUCCUAUUGCUGGAAUGAAGCGGCGCCACGAUUCUCCCAGCGGAGAUCUCCGGGAUCUGCCUGUGACCGGAAUCGAUUUGCACAACGAAGUUAAGAGACUUCGCCGGGAAAUCGAAGAGAAGGAUCGUCGCCUUGAAGAGCUGGAGCGAAUCGUCACCACUAUUCAGCAGGCUAUCCCUCAGCAGUCUCCUCCCGUGCCCGAACUCCAGGAUCUUUCACAGCCCGCUCCCCAGUCUGCUGCGGCCCCUCCCGUUUAG
Molecule: messenger RNA, 747 nt
Organism: Penicillium roqueforti
Lineage: Eukaryota; Fungi; Ascomycota; Eurotiomycetes; Eurotiales; Aspergillaceae
Product: putative C2H2 transcription factor
Exons: 2
Coding region: 1-747 (248 amino acids)
Biological process (GO): regulation of transcription by RNA polymerase II
Cellular component (GO): nucleus
Source: RefSeq, a predicted model, not a curated record